GCGUUGGCCAGGGGCAAGCGCAAGCAGGACGGCGGCGCCCCGGCCGCUGCCUUCGCAGCCGCCCCUGAACCGCAGCCUGGGGGCGCCGAAGACGCUGCGGCGGAUGCGGAGGCCGCGCCCGACGCCCCGGCUGCGCCGGAGCCGCAGGCGGGGCCGGCGGCGGCGCCCGCGGAAG
Messenger RNA from Prorocentrum cordatum, 175 nucleotides. Lineage: Eukaryota; Dinophyceae; Prorocentrales; Prorocentraceae. The record is from the annotation of a GenBank genome assembly.